Monodelphis domestica (gray short-tailed opossum) is the source of this 4325-nucleotide messenger RNA. RefSeq names its product carnitine palmitoyltransferase 1A (gene CPT1A). Gene Ontology annotation, cellular component: mitochondrion. Lineage: Eukaryota; Metazoa; Chordata; Mammalia; Didelphimorphia; Didelphidae. Gene Ontology annotation, molecular function: carnitine O-palmitoyltransferase activity. Gene Ontology annotation, biological process: carnitine metabolic process; fatty acid metabolic process. The record is from RefSeq and is a predicted model, not a curated record.
GCCCGAGCGGGGGAAGGGGAGGAGUGUGGCAGCCAACCAGAGGGAGCUGAACUUGCCCUUCAAGUGCAGGCUUUCUGCUGCCGCCGCCGCCGCCGCCGCCGCCGCCGCUGCCGCUGCUGCCCCCGCCACUGCCGCUACUGCUGCCGCCGAGCAGGGUGCUGGAUAAAGAUGGCGGAAGCUCACCAAGCCGUAGCAUUUCAGUUCACGGUCACUCCUGACGGAAUCGACCUGCGCCUGAGUCAUGAAGCCCUGAAGCAGAUUUACCUCUCUGGCCUCCACUCGUGGAAGAAGAAGUUCAUCAGAUUCAAGAAUGGGAUCAUCACGGGCGUCUAUCCCGCCAGCCCGUCCAGUUGGCUCAUUGUGGUGGUGGGCGUGAUGUCAACCAUGUAUGCCAAAGUGGAUCCUUCCUUAGGAAUAAUAGCGAAGAUCAAUCAAACCCUCGACAUGACAGGGUCCAUGUCCAGCCAGACCAAGAACAUCGUCAGCGGCAUCCUCUUUGGCACGGGGCUCUGGGUCACCCUCAUCGUCGCCAUGAGGUACUCCCUGAAGAUGCUGCUGUCCUACCACGGCUGGAUGUUUGCCGAGUACGGCAAGCUGAGCCGCGGCACCAGGAUCUGGAUGGGAAUGGUGAAGAUUUUCUCAGGCCGCAAACCAAUGCUGUACAGUUUUCAGACAUCCCUGCCUCGCCUCCCGGUGCCCGCUGUUAAAGAUACUGUCAACAGGUACCUGGAAUCAGUGCAGCCUCUGCUGAACAAAGACAACUUUCAGAGAAUGAAGGGUCUCGCUGAAGAUUUCUCCACUAACCUUGGCCCGAGACUGCAGUGGUAUCUGAAGCUGAAAUCGUGGUGGGCCACGAACUACGUCAGUGACUGGUGGGAAGAGUACAUCUACCUCAGAGGACGAAGCCCCAUCAUGGUGAACAGCAACUACUACGCCAUGGAUCUGCUGUACAUCUUGCCCACCACCAUCCAGGCUGCUCGGGCGGGCAACGCCAUCCACUCCAUCCUGCUGUACCGGAAGAAGCUGGACCGGGAGGAGCUCAAACCAAUUCUCCUGCUGGGCUCCACCGUCCCGCUGUGCUCGGCGCAGUGGGAGCGCAUGUUCAACACGUCUCGGAUCCCGGGAGAAGAGACGGACACCAUCCAGCAUGUGAAGGACAGCCGGCACAUCGUGGUGUACCACCGAGGCCGCUACUUCAAGGUCUGGCUCUACCAUGACGGGCGGCUGCUGAAGCCGCGCGAGAUCGAGCAGCAGAUGCAGAGAAUCCUGGACGACCCCUCGGAGCCUCAGGCCGGCGAGGAGAAGCUGGCCGCCCUCACUGCGGGCGACAGAGUGCCUUGGGCCAAGGCUCGCCAAACAUAUUUUUCCCGGGGAAAGAACAAGCAGUCUCUGGAUGCCGUUGAGAAAGCGGCGUUCUUUGUGACGAUGGAUGACACUGAGCAGGGCUACAGCAAGAAGGACCCGCUCACCUCCAUGGACAGCUAUGCCAAGUCUCUGCUCCACGGCAAGUGCUAUGACAGGUGGUUCGACAAAACGUUCACAUUCAUCGUCUUCAAGAAUGGCAAAAUGGGCCUGAACGCGGAGCACUCGUGGGCCGACGCGCCCAUCGUCGGUCAUCUGUGGGAGUAUGUGAUGGCUACAGAUUGCUUCCAGCUGGGCUACACAGAAGAUGGUCACUGCAAGGGAGACACCAAUCCCAACAUUCCAUACCCCACCAGGCUCCAGUGGGAAAUCCCUGAAGAAUGUCAAGACGUCAUUGAGGAGUCCCUGAGCCUCGCCAGCACCCUGGCCAAUGACGUGGAUUUCCACUCUUUUCCUUUUGAUGCUUUCGGCAAAGGGUUAAUCAAGAAAAGCAGGACCAGCCCGGAUGCCUUUGUGCAGCUUGCCCUACAGCUGGCCCAUUAUAAGGACAUGGGCAAAUUCUGCUUGACAUACGAAGCUUCCAUGACCCGCCUCUUCCGAGAGGGCCGGACGGAGACCGUCCGUUCCUGUACGAUGGAGUCCUGCAACUUUGUGCUCGCCAUGGUGAACCCCACAGAGUCGGUUGAAAAUAAGCUCAAAUUAUUAAGAAUCGCAGCUGAGAAACACCAGCACAUGUAUCGUCUUGCCAUGACUGGUGCUGGCAUCGACCGCCAUCUUUUUUGCCUUUAUGUGGUAUCCAAAUAUCUGGCUGUUGAUUCUCCUUUCCUGAAAGAAGUUUUAUCUGACCCAUGGAGACUGUCAACCAGUCAGACACCUCAACAGCAGGUAGAGCUCUUUAAUCUAGAAAGAAAUCCAGAAUACGUGUCCAGUGGAGGCGGCUUUGGACCGGUUGCUGACGACGGUUAUGGGGUGUCCUAUAUUAUAGUGGGGGAGAACCUCAUCAAUUUCCAUGUGUCCUCCAAGUUCUCCAGCCCUGAGACUGAUUCUCAUCGGUUCGGAAAUCACCUGAAGCAAGCCAUGAUCGACAUCAUCACCUUGUUUGGACUGCAGACCAACGACCAAAAGUAAUUCCCGUUGUGUCCACCAUGGAGGAACUGGAGCUCUUCCUCCCGAAAAACCAAAUAAGACUAGACAUCGCGUUCCUUCUUGUAGUCGAGGGUCAGGAGCUGCUCUUUUCCACAGAGGAUUGUCCUGGGGCUGUUUGGUUUUUUCCAAUGUGUGCGCACGCGCGCACACACACACACACACACACACACACACAGUGAGCGAGCAGAGUCUACUCUAUGGAGAAGGGUAAUUUUGCUACUUCUAGGGAUGUCCUAAUUAUGGGAAUGCUUGAUUUUCCCCCUCAAGUCUUUAUCUUGCUUAAAUUUAAUAAAUGAAGGGAUUCUGCAUUAUCAGCUUCAUGUAAGUAGAGGCAUUUGGAUGUAAUAUAUAUGUGGGGAGCAGAAAUAUCAGGUUUCCUCCAUUGUGACUGUAUAUCUGGGACUUGCGGGCAUUUAACUCCUGUUAUCAGUAAAUCUCUUUACCUUGUAUAUGUUAAAAGUCAUUUAAAUGGAAAGUGUCCCCAAGGGCCAGAGCCACGUGUCCGGCACUCACCAGCCGGGGCAGGCCUUGGAACAAGCUUUUGCCAAGAGAGCAGCAGCCCCGCCCGGAUAUGCUUGACCGCUCAUUUUGUGACUCGGACACUAGACCUUGCUUGUCCUUAUACCCCCAGUGCCUUAAAAAGGAAGGCCUGAACCCAAGACGGGUCUCAGACUGUAUUGCAAGCAUAGAGUCUGUGCUGAAUUGUGGCACGAAGGUUCCAUUUUCUCCCCUUAUUUUUCCUUUUCCACUUGGGUUCAGUCCCAUUAUGAGCUUGUUAGCCGUCUGAAUCACCCUUUGCAGGCCUCCGUAUCCAGCUUUGCCCCCCCAAAAGUCGUGGGAGAAAGAGGCCAAACCAAUCAGCUCCCCCCGUUGGGGGUCCCUCCUCCCCAGAUGGGUCAGAGUCCCAGAGCGGCCAGCCAUUUUUACCAUUGGGGGGUUCACACACUAGGAGCAGCUCCAUCCUGGGCUCCAUCAUGGCUGAUGGAAGAGUGAUGGGAAGGGAGGGAAGACAAAUGGGGCAAAAGGAUCCCCCGAGCCAGAGAAGGGCUCCUCCUCACCCCAUUAAAUGAGGGAGGGCGGGCACUGGGAGUGCUGGACAAACCUAGCGCCGACUUCAUUCACCUUUUUAAGGCACUAAAUCUUCUUUGGGAUUUAAGACGAUAAUCACAGAACUCGAUGACCACUGCCACGGGGCUGGCCUGCCACACGCUCCUUUUCUUCCAUUUCAUUUGGGGUCUCAUCACUCGGCCCUGCUCGGAGAGGCCGGAGGGCGCCUGGGCGUAGGUCCAGAUUGCACUACAGGCGUCCCACGCAAAUGGGCCAAAGACGUUUCUCUCAAGUAAAAACAAAGGAUUGGCUUUAGCAUCUGGGCAAAAAGGAAGGAGAAAAAGCCUGUCCUGCUGGCAGCUGCAGCUGGUGGGACUUCGAAUGGGACCACGGUGGGAGCCCUCUGGCCAUUCAUCGUGGGCAGCAGAAAUCAUGCACUGUUUCGACUGACCACUGACCCAUCCAUAGCCCGUACGUAGCCGCUUGUGGGCGAGAUUGUAGCAUGAAAGCGAGUGUCGGGAAGGUCCUGGAUGCUGCCCGGGUGCAGCUUCAAGCAAAGACUGUCCUGUGCCUGGAGGAGUCGGCUUUCACUGUGCGUGCUGGGAGGGGCAGUGGUUAGUGUCCGGUGGGUCCUCAGUGGACAGAGAUGGUCUCCAUCCCUGGCUCCCUGGGAAGGGCCGCUGCGUGCACAUGGGAUACGCUCUUUGGGAUGUCAGUCGUGGCGAUGCAAUGUGAAUGUGGGCGCUCCUUAAUAAAGAAGUGAAUCUCCA